GAGAAUCGCAAUCUCGUCUCGCGAUAGUAUCGAUAGUAUCGAUAGUAUCGAUCGAUACGGCGGACCAAUAAGAGUUAAGCGCGGUAUAAUCGAUUCUCCAUCAAGCGUCAAGCCAAACGUCCCUUUUAUCGAUAGAAAGACGUUCUAACCUACGUUGUAUCCUAAUUAAAAAGUAACUGUAAAUACAAAUAAAAAACGCAAUGACACCGCCGAUGGAAAGAAUUCAGAUUUUGGAAACUAUUGAAAAAGACAUCAUAAUAUGUUUACAAAGUGCAGGACAAGCUUGCAUGGAAUUGAGUAAGGAGAAAUCAAGCUUAAAACAGGCAGAAUCGCAGACGCAUCAAUUUUUAAAAACACUAGGACAGUUGGAGUCUAAAUUGAGUGAACAAAUUAAUUAUCUUACACAGGUUUCUACAGGUCAACCGCACGAAGGUUCUGGAUAUGCCAGUCAGAAAGUAUUACAAAUGGCAUGGCAUAGAUUGGAGCAUGCACGAAGUAGAGUUAAUGAACUGGAACGUAUAAAAAAUAAGUUACGAUGAGUAUAUAACUCUUCUCAUAAAAUGUUAAACUGUAAAUAUGGAUAACAUUAAUAUAAUUUGAGACAUUUCUUCUAAAUACAAAUUAUUUGAAUAAAUUUACAUGUUUUUAUUUAAUGUGAAUUUUAUAAUAAUACACACAAUUUUCUGGAUAUUUCUUUUAUUUCUAAAUGUAUAAUAUACUAAAAAAAUACAUAAAUAAUUUCUUUA
Formica exsecta is the source of this 746-nucleotide messenger RNA. RefSeq names its product mediator of RNA polymerase II transcription subunit 11 (gene MED11). Gene Ontology annotation, molecular function: transcription coregulator activity. Lineage: Eukaryota; Metazoa; Arthropoda; Insecta; Hymenoptera; Formicidae. The record is from RefSeq and is a predicted model, not a curated record. Gene Ontology annotation, cellular component: mediator complex. Gene Ontology annotation, biological process: regulation of transcription by RNA polymerase II. Bases 201 to 539 code for a protein of 112 amino acids. The transcript is spliced from 4 exons.